This is a messenger RNA of Patella vulgata (common limpet), 3040 nucleotides long. RefSeq names its product receptor for retinol uptake STRA6. Gene Ontology annotation, biological process: vitamin A import into cell. The record is from RefSeq and is a predicted model, not a curated record. NCBI's taxonomy places the organism in Eukaryota, Metazoa, Mollusca, Gastropoda, Patellidae. The transcript is spliced from 18 exons. Gene Ontology annotation, molecular function: retinol transmembrane transporter activity; signaling receptor activity. The coding region runs from base 282 to 2378 and encodes 698 amino acids. Gene Ontology annotation, cellular component: plasma membrane.
GUGUAUAUCCUCUGAUAUACCGUUCUGUGCAUGGUGAAUUUAUGGCAGUAUAAGCUAGUCUUGUGACCCAGUUCAGUAUGAAUUAUUUAAGAUGACCAUUUUCCGGAGUAGGAAUGUUUAGUAUGUAAAACAUCUUCAUUACUUAAUUGUGCUUUAAAGAUUCGUGAAGUGGGAUGAGGUGAUUUUAAGUUCAGGUCUGAGUUGCGAUGUGCAGGGAGGUAGAUUUGUAAUAUAGUGAUUAAAGCCUUUAAACGCUAGAAGUGUCAGUGCCAACCAGUGCCAUGUCGUUUACAGACUUGAUAAAUACAGUCUAUAAGGGUUUAAACAAUGAGUUCGGAGCUGAUAAUGAAACUUAUGUCGAUCCAUGUAUCGAAAAGUUGGAUCAUUAUACAUUUUACCAGGCGGCGGUUGUACCAGCGGUACUAAUAAUGUUAUCAUUUUCCUUUACAAAAAAACGAAGGCGAUUACUUCUAGACGUCUUUAAGGGAAAACCGGGACUUAUUUUUCCUAUGGAUAUACUGACAAGAGAUACAAGCAUGUCAUAUGCUGCAGCUUAUGGCGCCACGCUCUAUUUAGUAUACAUUGUUGUAUUUGAACAGAAAUAUGCGUUUGUGAGUAAUGGACCGCCAGAAGUUAAAAGUUUAAUAGUUAUAGCAUCUAUGAUAAUAUAUGGUGUAGUCUUCUUCCCUGUGUUUGCUUGUUUAGCUAUUGGGUCUACCUACGGUUAUUGUGUUGGGUCGAUCUAUAUGUGGUUUUUUACCGGUGCUUCAAUAUAUCAACAAUUUCAGUGUGUUUACAAAAAUGAAACAAAAACAACGCUAGUUCUUGUGGCGAGAAGUAUGCCACAAAUGGUGUGUUUGUUUUAUCUGUGCUGUAGUCUUCCUGGAAGAUUUGUUAUGUCUAUCAAAAAAGGUCGAAACUUUUUCAUGACUCUACAAGAUGAAUACCAAACUGAAACCUUAGAAGAAAUCAAAGAGUCUUACGUGGGCCUUCACGUCAUACGUUUAUUUAAAAAGCCUCUACAAAAGCCCGAUCCUCCGGAAGGGAAACUUAUGAUAAUCAAAUCAAAAGUAAUAAACCUGUGGCAUAGAUUAGUCUAUCAGACAGACGCAGCAUUUAAUUAUUCUUCCCGGUUUUUAUCAGUGAUGUUAUUGGGCGUUUGUUUAAUCUAUAUGCUUACUUUAGAGCUGUCAGUUUCUGUUUCGUUGAUACUGGAUUAUGCUAUAAAAAGUAUGCAAGAAUUACGAGAUGUUGUAGUCCUGGGGGACGGCAGCAUGGAUACAGAAGAAAGUGAAGCAGCUGUAGGGGUCAUUGAAUUUGCCAACCGAGCAAUGAAAUCAAUUAAAUCCUGUUUUAUUGUGUCUAUGUUUCUGACAACGUGUUUGAAUCUUCUUGUUAUAUUACAUAUGAUGUCAUCAUACAGAACAAAUUUGAGAGCUCUACAUAAAGGUGACUACACUCAUAUUCCAUCCAGAACUAGAAGAACAAAUCCAGACUUAUUGGUUGGAAGUAUACGAUACGCUGGUUAUCAAGUUGCCUAUAUAGCAUGGGGUUUUAUAAUACAGUUCACUAUUAUUUUUCUGAUUGGUUUUUCUCUGACUUGUAUAGUGAUUUUUCUCGACUCGGGAUUUAACGAUUGGAUUAUAUCUGUCAUAAAAUCAAUUUGGCCUAUAUUGUUGUCAGCUAUUGUGAUCAGUAUUUUACAAACACAGUUGGCGAGAUUUGCGUUUUUACAAGGAAGGGGAAAGGAAUUGGCAUUUGAAAACAGACGACUGUUAUUUAGUUUUACAUAUUUUAUGUAUUUCUAUAAUAUAUUCCUGGGUUUAAUAUCCUGUUUAUUGAGAAUCAUAAAGGCUAUUGUUAUUGGUGCUCUUCUGUUGUCUAGAUUGGACAAUAGUACAUUACCCGAACGAUUCCAAUUCUUCGACCCAGGUUUUGCUGCUUAUGUAGGAUUUAUGCACAUUGAAAAUUCUCACAAUCAUCCAGUAGUACUGGUACUGGUCAGAAUUCUGAUGGCGAGUCGGAGGACUAAACUUAAAUCACUGGUCGUCAGUGCUGGUGUUAAUUUCUGUGCGGUAAAUGACACCCAAUUACAAAAUCGAUUGGCCGAUGUGGACGGGGCCAGAAGAAGGAAGGCUGCUCGUUUUAAUUGGCAUGUUACUUACACCUUAAUACAUAAUCCCGAAUUAAGGCUAUAUCGUAAAGGGUACCUGCAAGCUUUAAAGAAAGCACAAGAAGAAGGGUUGUCUGUGCCGGCUUCAGACAGUCUGUUGCCAGAUCCCGCUUUUUUUCUUAAAAAGGAACAAGGUGGAAAAUAUAGAGAAAAGGAAACCGAACUUCCAGUCAAAGGACAUUAUGAUAAUAGUGUGUAUGUUUAAACAAGCCAUCAUUGAGACUGAGGCCCCCCGCCAAAAUCCCUUAAAGAUUCAUUAUGGGAGAUUCGAUAAUGAGUAAUAGUUAAAAACUAGAUAGGCCUAAUGUAAAGGCAAUUUGCUGAAAAUUUCAUACAAAUUGAUCCACUAUGAACCGAGAACUAAGCUGUUGAAAUUUCCGGCUAGCCUUGAUCAUCAUUACUAAAGUCGGUACAAUAAACAGCAUAGUCUGGAUUAUCCAUUUAAUCGUUAAAUCGUGAAGGAAAGUUAUGCAGUAAAUUGGCUCAUAAUCCACUAAAGAUCGCAGGCUAGCUAUGCCGUGUAGAGUUGAUUAUGGUCUGGAUAGGUUAAUUAAUGUCUAAUUAAUAAUUUAGAUAACAUUUCAGGCCUAAAGAAAGACCUGCAAUAGACAGAUUUAGCUCUUGCAAAAUGUAUGUUUAAAUAAAACGCAAAUUUUUUUUUUCAAAAGUAUCAAGCAAUCAACUAUAUACACUAAGUUUCAUCACUCUCUAUCAGAUAGAAUCAAAGUUAUCUUGUCCCAAAGCAUCGACCAAUGAAAUUUCUUAGUCCUGCUUAGCUUUAGCUCGAAAUGUUAAUCAUUGAACUCAGUCAAGACAUUCACCUAAUAAAAAUCCACAUCAAGUUUAAACAUUCUACCUUAAUAAAAA